CUGACACUAACAAAACACCCCUUCCGUGAUGGCGAUAGCGGUGGUUUGGUAUGACUUGAACGGCAGUUUAUGUACUGAAAUAGUGAACAUUGGUGUUUGACGGAAAUGCUCUUAAACAAACAAGUUCGUCAUCGGUAGCAUACAGAUGCUGCCAAUGAGUAAACUGCGAUUGAUAUCAGUGUAUAAUGUACCCCAAACGUCACUGUGUUUGACAUUUGACGUGUUGUGAAAACAAAAUACAAUUAUUCACGUGGUUUGGGAACUGCCUUUUACGAUGCAGUUACGAUUAAUUACUGGCGUUUAACGUCGUUAGUUACACUGGGCGUAAUGAUCCAUCCUUACCGUAUAUAUUUUUUAAGAGCAUCGUGUUUAAUGUGACAAGAUGAUUCCUUUGAAAGAUAAUGAAGAUGUGGCGUGCUUUCUCGUCACAAAACAUUCAUGGAAAGGGAAGUAUAAAAGAGUGUUUUCAAUAGGAUCAGCAGGAAUAACAACUUACAACCCUUCAACGCUGGAAGUUACAAAUAGAUGGCUCUACAACGACUUUAUCAAUGUAUCUCCUAGUGUUAAGGUUGCUGGACAGUUGUCAAAUGAAUUUACAAUUACUAUGAAAAAAGACAAGAAGAAUGAUUCAAUGAGAUUUUCCUCAGAGCACAGAGCCCAGCUCCUCACAGAAGCCUUAAAAUUCCGGUCCUCAUUUGCGGAGAAGCCUAAAGAAACGUUGAGAUAUCAUGCAUACAAACAUCACUGGUCCGACACAAGACUCCCAGUAAUGCUUGAGGUGAAGCCGUAUUCAGUAGACCAGCUGGAUCCCACAACAAAACAUGUUCUGGCCUCAUAUUAUUAUAAAGACAUCGAAGGAAUGGCUGAUGUCUGUGACUACCCUGGAGGAUUUGUAAUUGUUUGUGGUGGCUUUGGGAGAAUGCAUCUAUUCUCUUGUGGCAACUCUGGUGAAAUAAAGCAAAAGAUUAUGGAGGCUGCGUGUCAUUGUAUUGGAAUCUCAAUAAAAGUUCUGAAGGAACCAAUUACAAUGACUGAGUUUACAAAUCAGAGAUUUGGAAAAUUCAGUGGCGAUGAUCAUAUCACAUCUGUGAGUGAAUUUGUGGUUCAUAAAGUUGGUUCAUCUCGACACAGUGAUCCACAGAAGCGAACACUCUGUUUGAGUGAUACUUGUCUUCUGGAACGGGAUCCACAAACAUACAACAUAUGCACUCUGAGGCCUUUAGCAGAUAUAUUUGCUCUUGUCAGGAACCGUGAAAAUCCUCAGCUUUUUUGUAUUGAGUAUGUUGGUGGCCAGAUCCGAAGUUAUACAACAACGGACAGGGAUUCACUAUUGGCCUCCCUGCUGGAUGGUGUAAGAGCAUCAGGAAACAGGGAUGUACACGUAAAGAUGACUCCAACGUCAAGAGGGAAGAGAUUUGGACCACUGAGUAUGCCAGCUGAGGAGGAGACGGAGUCAAGUCAUCUGAAAUUUCUGCAGCAACCUCCAGGUGGAAGAACGUUUUCAGAGAUAGUCGAGAGAUUUAAUGCAAACAUUCCUUACAGUGGUCUCAUGCACUCUGUUACACAAGAUGGACUGUUCGCAGAAAACAAGGAGAAGCUUAUUACUGGAGCCCUACAAUCUCUUGUACAGAAAGAAGGGGACCAAGCAACAAUAACACCUCAAGAACUGGAAGGCCAGUUCCAGGCAUUAAGACGGCUAGUUGCAUCCAAAGUUGGCUUUGCUGCUUUUACAUCUAUGCCUGGGUUCCGAGAAAGUGUUGGCCUAAAAGUUGUGAAAGCACUUAAAAGGGAAGAUGAGGGAGUAACUCAUGCUGCUAUUGACAUGAUUUGUGCAUUGAUGCACCCAAUGCAUGACGAUUAUGAUUUGCGGCAAGAACAACUUAAUAAGUCUUCGUUACUGUCAUCACAAAAGUUUUUAGAAAGUUUGUUGGACAUGUGGAUCUGUCAUGUGACUCGAGGUACAGGAGCACUUGUUGUUUCUGCAAUGCUUGAUUAUCUGACUUUUGCUCUCUGUGUACCAUACAGUGAAACUACAGAUGGAAAGCAUUUUGACAAUUUGUUGGAAAUGGUGGCUGAGAGGGGAAGAUCACUCUUUAAGCUUUUUCAGCAUCCAUCAUUAGCUAUUGUGAAGGGUGCUGGCCUGGUAAUGAGAGCAGUUAUAGAAGAAGGUGAUGCAGAGGUGUCAGCAAAGAUGCAAGAUCUCGCCUUGGCAGAGGGUGCUCUGCCACGGCACUUGCUGACUGCUCUCUUCACCCAAGGCUCUGAUGGCCGCCUUCUUACUCAUCGACAAUUGUCACGACAUCUUGUUGGCCUGUGGGUUACUGGUCACCCCACAGCCAUGGGGCUACUCAAAAGAAUUAUGCCUGCAGGGUUGUUAACCUACUUGGACUCUGAAGAUAAGGUACCUGCAACAGCAAUAGAACAGGAACACCUUAAUACAAGAGAUAACUUGAAAAUUGCUCUGGACCAUGCAAACAAGAACCGCCGAGGCCCUCACUGGAUGGCCAUAGAAAGACAGAUACGUUUUGUGGAGAAGCAAGUUGAGCAUGCGCUGCAACACUGGGGAGCAAGGAUGGGUAUUGAGAGGAAGGAAGAGAAAAUUAAAGAAAGGCCUGUUGUUUUGAGGAAAAGGAGAGAGAGGAUUAAAAGUGAAGCAAACUGGGCUCUGUUUUAUUAUCAGUUCAAUAGAGACCAUGCUUUACCUAACUUGAUAUGGAAUCACAAGACAAGAGAGGAGCUCCGUGAUGCUUUGGAGAAUGAAAUACGGGCAUUUGUAUCAGAUCGUGAUCUCGCAGGGAAUGCCCUUAUUGCGUGGAACCACAGUGAAUUUGAAGUUCAGUAUCAGUGUUUAGCUGAUGAAGUAAAAAUUGGGGAAUACUACCUUCGUUUGCUGCUAGAAACCGAAGAUACACCUGACUCACCCAUACGACGUUCGUAUGAAUUUUUCAAUGAUCUUUAUCAUCGUUUUUUGCUCACAACUAAGUCCGAAAUGAAGUGCACAUGCCUGCAAGCAAUGGCUAUAGUAUACGGACGACAUUUUGAAGACAUUGGACCAUUUAGUGAUACAAAGUAUAUUAUUGGAAUGUUAGAGAGGUGUACAGAUAGGAUGGAACGUGAUCGCUUGGUCUUGUUUAUCAAUAAAUUGAUACUCCAUCGGCGCAAUGUGAAAGAAAUCCUGGAUGCAAAUGGUGUUAGGGUUCUGGUUGAUUUGCUAACACUAGCUCACUUACAUACAAGCAGGGCAGUAGUACCAACACAAACUAACGUAAUAGAGGCUGGCCCAAAUAUGGUCCAAGAGACUGAGAAGGAAUGGCAUUCUGGAAAUUCUGGAAAUUCAGGAGAGCGAAAGGGCCCAUUUAGCUUCAAGGAGUUAAAAGAACUUUGGAAUACUGGUGUCCUGAAUGCUAAAACAAAGUGCUGGGCACAAGGCAUGGAUGGCUGGAGAACACUGCAACAAGUGCCUCAGUUGAAAUGGUGCCUUUUAGCUAAAGGAAAUCCAGUUUUAAAUGAAAGUGACUUGGCUACACUCAUAUUGAACAUACUCAUUCAAAUGUGUCAGUAUUUUCCUAGUAGAGAUGCUGAUGAUGCUAUCAUUCGACCACUGCCUAGAGUGAAGCGCCUUUUGUCUGAUCCAUUGUGUUUGCCACACGUGGUGCAGCUGCUACUCACAUUCGAUCCAGUUCUGGUUGAAAAAGUUGCAACCCUGCUCUGUGAAGUCAUGAAAGACAACCCUGCGAUCUCCAAUCUGUAUCUUACUGGUGUUUUCUACUUCAUCCUGAUGUAUACUGGCUCUAAUGUACUUCCAAUUGCCAGAUUUUUGCAGUUAACUCACAUGAAACAGGCAUUUAAAGCAAGUGAUGUGCAUGUUUCUGAAAUAAUGCAGAGGAGCAUUCUCGGUCAGCUGUUGCCAGAAGCAAUGAUAAGUUACCUGGAAAAUCAUGGAGCUGACAAAUUUGCUGAGAUAUAUUUAGGUGAAUUUGACACACCUGAAGCUAUCUGGAAUAGUGAAAUGAGACGAAUGCUGAUUGAGAAGGUUGCUGCUCACAUUGCCGACUUCAGUCCUCGUCUGAGAAGCAAUACUCGUGCCUUGUAUUCAUACUGUGCAAUCCCAGCUGUGAGAUAUCCACAACUGGAACGUGAACUUUUCUGCAAUAUAUUUUACCUACGCCACCUGUGUGAUACUCGUAAAUUUCCAAACUGGCCUAUCAAAGAACCUGUGAAGCUUUUGAAGGAUGUACUAGAAGCUUGGAAGAAAGAAGUGGAAAAAAAGCCACCUGUUAUGUCGAUUGAUGAUGCGUAUGAAGCAUUAGAUCUGCCAAGGGGAAAGCACCAUGAUGAGUCUAUGGUUAGGAAAGCGUAUUACAAACUUGCCCAACAGUAUCACCCCGAUAAGAACCCAGAAGGGAGGGAACGCUUUGAAAGUGUCAGUAAGGCUUAUGACUUCCUGUGUAGUCGGAGCUUAUGGACAAGCCAAGGUCCAAAUCCAGAUAACAUAGUUUUGAUCCUGAGAACACAGAGCAUUUUGUUUCAUCGAUAUCAAGAAGAAUUGCAGCCCUAUAAAUAUGCUGGCUAUCCACAACUGAUCAAAACAAUUCAGCUGGAAAGUGCAGAUGAACAUUUAUUCUCAAAGUCUGCACCACUGCUUGCAAGUGCUGGUGAACUGGCCUAUCAUACAGUCCAUUGCUCGGCUCUCAAUGCAGAGGAGCUGCGCCGGGAAAGAGGUCUUGAAGUCUUACUAGAUGCCUAUAGUCGCUGUGUCUCUGUUCUGAGUGCUGCUUCAAAACCUAUUGAUGUAGCUGUACAAGUCUGUAUCCACGUUACACGCUGCUUUGCUGUUGCCGCACAGUUCCAGGGAUGCAGAGACAAAAUGGUUGAAAUGACACAGCUCAUAAAAGACCUAUGUCAUGUACUCUACUUCAAGCACCUCACACGACUUUGUGCCGUGGCAACGGACUGUGUGAGCUCCUUGGCCACUGAUAGUAUUCUCCAGAUGCAACUCCUGAAGGCAGGGGUUCUUUGGCACUUACUUCUUUUUAUGUUCAAUUAUGACUACACAUUGGAGGAAGGUGGUGUUGAAAGAACAGAGGAUGCAAAUCAGCAGGAGGUUGCAAACAAAUUAGCCAAGUUGGCAGUUACUGCUUGUGCUCGUUUGGGUGGAUAUUUACCAGGAGAUAAUAGCACCCCAAAGAAUUCAGUGAUCCAGAAAGCCUUAAGCAGUCUGUUGACACCAUACCUCGCAAGACAACUGAGCUGUGAUAAGCCAGCAGAGGUUCUGAAGAUAUUAAACAGUAAUUGUGAGUCACCAUACUUGCUAUGGGAUAAUGGAACAAGAGCUGAGUUGUGUGAAUAUCUUGAAAAACAGAGAUCAAAUAAACUCCACUAUGAUGAUGAUGACGAUCCCACAUAUGGUACAGAAUUCACAUACUCAGCACUGAAAAAAGAGCUCAUUGUUGGUGAAAUUUUUGUUCGUAUUUACAAUGAACAACCAACAUUUCCAAUUGAGAAUCCUAAAGGUUUUACAAUUGAUUUAUUGGAAUUUCUGGCUACUCAGUCAGAGCAUCUCACAUCCUUAGGAAGUAUUGCACUCACAGUGAAAGACAAACAAGUUGUAAACAACGUUGUUAUGGCUCUGGAAGCUCUUUAUAAUGUAAUUAAAAAUAAUCCAGGUGUAGAAAUUCAAUGUAUUGGUCACUUCCGACUACUAUUUGGUCUGCUUAAUGUUGAUAGCUGCAAACCUGUACAGAAGUGGAGUCUGAAUGUUGUAUCAAAUGUUACAAGAAAUCAAGAAUGUGUUAAUGAUAUAGCUGCUUCUGAGGUGGUUGUAUAUCUGCUGCUUGCUCUGAACGGCCUGCCAGAUGACCAAGCACUGGUGCUGGAUACAUUACAUGCUCUUGUUUCAACAACUAAAAUAGUAAAGGAUGCUUUGAACAAAGGUGCAGUAAUUUACCUUUUGGAUCUUUUCUGCAACUCCAACAAUCCUGUUGUGAGGGAAAAGUCAGCUGAAUUAUUGGCCCGUAUGGGGGCAGAUAAGCUUGUUGGACCUAAAGUAAGACUUGAUGUGGGACAUUUUCUACCAGCAGCAUUUGCUGAUGCAAUGAGAGAUUCACCACAGUCUUGUGUCCAUGUAUUUGAAGGUGUACAUGAGAAUCCCGAACUGAUAUGGGAUACAGAUGCCCGUCAAUCUGUUUGUAGGGUUGUCUCAAACAUGAAAGAAGAGCAUUACUUGGCACAGCGUCAAAAUCCAAGUACUGUGUGGAAGGUACCCGAAGAAAACACAUUACUGAAUAUCACAAAUUCAAAUGAAUUGAGAGUGGGAGGAGUGUACUUAAGACUUUUUGUAGCCAAUCCAGGCUGGGUUCUACGUAGGCCAAAGGAGUUCCUUGCUGAAUUAAUGGAUACAUGUAUAUCUCUCAUGAGCAAGGAAAAGCCUGAUGUGGAACUGUUGGAGUUGGCAACAAGUGCUCUUGUGUGCCUGCUGCAAGCUCAGCCUGCCCUUGCGGAUCAUGUUCCUGCACUUGGGCACAUACCGAGAAUCUGCCACCAGAUUGUGGCUCAACUCCAGCAGAGUGCCGUGCCACGAGCUGCCAUUCGGAUUCUGCACCAGCUCGCAACGAGUGAGGUUUGCAUACAAGCAAUGGCCCAUACAGAUUGCAUCAAACCCAUGAAGCAAGCAAUGCAGACGUGUAAAGACAUAAUUGGUGUUGGAUGUGAAGCUCUGAACAGGCUUUUCUCUGCAAAUCAGGAUCAGCUUAUAAAACAGGCUUUAGAUGCUGAUAUUGUGCCAUACCUAUUAGGCCUUCUGGAAGGCAGACUGGAAGCCAUUGAGAACCCUGCUAUGACUAAAGCUCAAAUAGUGAAGGCACUGAAGGCCAUGUCUCGAAAUCUCCACUUAGGGAGCAAAAUAGAAGGCAUAUUGGAGAAGUCCUCAGUAUGGGCUGAAUACAGGGAUCAAAGGCAUGAUUUGUUUAUCAGCAACACUACUACAGCUGGAUACUUGACAGGGGCUCCACCUACAACAGCAGGCUACUUAACACAGGGUCCAGCUACAACUACUUUACCUGAUGUUCCUCCACCCCUGGAUAAAGAAGAUCCUUUGGUAAGAGUGGACACCAUUUGAUAAGGACAGAAAUUGACUGAAUGAUGAUCAGUCAGACUUUGUGUGUUAGUAACUAGCACUCAGUUUCAUAUUAUAUGAGCUGCUUUUUCUAUUGUGGGAGAAAAAGACAAUGAAAAAUGUUCAUAAACAUAACAUGAUGUGGUACGUUGCUGUGAUAACUAUUUCCUUACUCUGUUGCUCCAGAUAUAAAACAGUAAAAUGAAGUUUGCAUGUCUGUGAAUACUAAGUGAAUGGUGCAUUCUCAAUGGUCCUUAAGACAUUAUCAAAGUAAUACGGGUCCGGGAUGAAUGUGAUGUCCAGAUGAAAGAAUACUGUUACUUUUCAUUUGUCGCCCAUAUGUAAUUUCAAGGGUGAAUGUCUGAUAACAAAAAUUGUUUAAAGCAAUGUAUUUUUGUAAGUAUGAAGAGUUACUGAAAAUGAAAAUUUCUUUUAUAUUUGUUUCAACUGUUUUUAGACUGACAGUUGAACUGAAACAUUCUAGCAUAAAAUAAUUUAUAUCUCCCUUAAAAUAUUAUUUUUUUAUAUGAGUGUAUUUUUAAAGACUGUAAAUUAUCAGUGUAAAGCCAAUUCCACAUUUUGUGUUUUAUGUAGUUCCUAGGUGCAUCAAACUAUGUAGAGAAACAAACUAAAUAGAACAAAUUUGCAUGUGUGUGUCAUCGUACGUAGACACAGAACUAAAAAUGUUCAGUAAGAAUGCCAUCAAGCUGGUCAAUUUUUCUUCAAUGGUAUGGAAAAAAAAAAUUAGUUACUGGAAAUAUUUUGUGUGUUUAUUAUUGUUCUGCCAGAAUGGAUAAUUGCUUUUGUUACCAGCUGUAACCCAAAUAAAGAUAUUGUGUAUGUGAGAGGAACGCACUAAUACUGUUCCUUGUUUGACAGUGUUCCUGUACUUAUGUAAAUAUUACAUAUUGUAAUUUAUGUGUGCAUUUGUGUAAAAGUACACAGUAUGCGUAUCUUGCUUUAAAAAAUGUGAAAUUAUGUUGCACAUUUGUGCUAUAACACAGCCGAGAUAUAUCACUGUCAUUUAUAUUUGCCUUUAAUUUGCAAUAUUUUGAUUAUUAUAACAUUUUAUAUGAAAAUUGCAUAAUAAUCAUGUAUAAAAUAUUUAAUA
Messenger RNA from Schistocerca nitens (vagrant locust), 8225 nucleotides. It is a transcript of the gene Rme-8, whose product is annotated as dnaJ homolog subfamily C member 13. The coding region runs from base 383 to 7117 and encodes 2244 amino acids. The transcript is spliced from 36 exons. The record is from RefSeq and is a predicted model, not a curated record. Gene Ontology annotation, biological process: receptor-mediated endocytosis; endosome organization; regulation of early endosome to late endosome transport. NCBI's taxonomy places the organism in Eukaryota, Metazoa, Arthropoda, Insecta, Orthoptera, Acrididae. Gene Ontology annotation, cellular component: endosome membrane.